Molecule: messenger RNA, 1879 nt
Organism: Nothoprocta perdicaria
Lineage: Eukaryota; Metazoa; Chordata; Aves; Tinamiformes; Tinamidae
Gene: THAP4
Product: THAP domain containing 4
Exons: 6
Coding region: 1-1728 (575 amino acids)
Source: RefSeq, a predicted model, not a curated record
AUGGUGAUCUGCUGCGCCGCCGCCAACUGCUCCAACCGGCAGGGCAAGGCGCUCCGCGGCGCCGUCUCCUUCCACAGGUUCCCUCUAAAGGACUCGAAGCGCCUCAUUCAGUGGCUGAAAGCCGUCCAGAGGGACAACUGGACUCCCACCAAGUAUUCCUUUCUUUGCAGCGAGCAUUUCACCAAAGACAGCUUUUCCAAGCGCCUGGAAGACCAGCAUCGGCUGCUCAAGCCCACCGCCGUCCCUACCAUCUUCCAGCUUGCGGAGAAAAAAGACGACAACCUGGAUUAUGUCCGAAGCAGAAGGAAAAUAGCCAGCCAGGUAGCGCUACAGGAUGGAGACCCGCCGAGGGAAGGAGGCUGUGAGGUAGUGCAGAGAACCUCCUCUUCUGAGCAGGGCUUGAUGGUGAUGCAAGGGACUAACGAGAUGGAGGAGGCGACUUUGCAAGCUGAAAUGGGGUCGAUAGCUAAGAAAGAGGAGAGUAUCUACAGGCAGCUGGACGGCCCUCGCAAAAGGACUUUAGGGGAUGGUUUAAUUGCAAAGCCAGCUUCUCAGAAAAGGCCUGAGAGACCUUGCAUGGAGGAUUGCCCUAAAAGCAUGCGGACAGGCGGCUGGAUGGCAGACAGAAGCGGCAUAUCGGUUGACGACUUCACGCCCCCUGCGUCUGGUGCUUGCAAGUUCAUCGGCUCCCUGCACUCUUACAGCUUUUCUUCCAAGCACACCAGGGAGAGGCCAUCGUUCCCAAAGGAGCAACUAGAAAGGAAAAGGCCAAAGCGAGACACGGAACCGAGCUGCAGCAGCAACCUCGUGGGACACGAUAACGCCUUAGCAGAAGGCUCCUCUACUUCAUCCCUAACUGUGACCCCUCAGAAACCUUCCCAGAGCUUGUCGGCGUCCCCAGCAGACCUAACCCCUCAGCCUGCCGCGGAGGCUGUGGUCGGGCAGAAGGGGGACACGGACGCCAAUCCCAUGUCCAUCAACGAGGUCAUCAUGUCGGCAUCAGGAGCCUGCAAGCUCAUUGACUCGCUCCACUCCUACUGUUUCUCCUCCAGGCAAAGCAAAAGUCAGGUGUGCUGCUUGCGUGAGCAGGUGGAGAAGAAGAACGGGGAGCUGAAACUCUUGAGGCAGAGGAUCAGUCGCUCUGACAGUCAAGUCAGGAAGCUGAAAGAGAAGUUAGAUGAACUGAAGAGGAUCAGCUUCCCUUACUUGAACAGUCUGCUAUCGCAGGACUGUGAGACGCCACAACUGAACCCUGUGAUGGAGCCCCUCUCCUGGAUGCUGGGCACCUGGCUCUCGGAUCCGCCGGGAGACGGCACCUUCCCUACCAUGAAGCCCUUUCAGUACCUGGAAGAAGUGCACAUCUCUCACGUGGGGCAGCCCAUGCUGAACUUCUCGUUCAAUGCCUUCCAUCCAGACACCAGGAAGCCAAUGCAUCGAGAAUGUGGAUUCAUCCGCCUCAAACCCGACACUAAUAAGGUGGCCUUCAUCAGUGCCCAAAACACAGGUCUUGUGGAGGUGGAAGAAGGGGAGGUGAAUGGACAGGAGUUGUCUAUAGCUUCUCACUCCAUAGCCAGGAUCUCCUUUGCCAAGAAGCCUCACGUGGAACAAAUUACCAGAAAAUUCAGGCUCAAUUCUGAUGGAAAACUAGAACAAACAGUCUCUAUGGCAACCACUACGCAGCCCAUGACUCAGCACCUUCACAUUACCUACAAAAAGGUGACCCCCUAGAGCCCAAGGGCGGGAUCUCCCUGCCGAGGGCCCUGCCUGUUGUGCACUGCGAGCAGCAGCAGCUCAGGAACGCGGGACAGCACGAGCCGGAGCUCAGUGCCCGCUGCAGAGCUGCCUGUGCUGGUGAGAAUGUCACRCGGAUAUCUCUGUA